AUGAAGUUCCCGUUGUCACGCGCACCCUUCGGUGCCUACCCGUCGCUAUCCGCAGCACAAACGGAGCGGAUCGAGCUAAUUGUUCAGCAGACUUUAGCAGAGACCCUAGCAGAGUACGAAUCGCACCAGCACAAGCAGCGGCGGCUGCUACCCCGAUCACACUACAAGGCCGUCAAGAAGGUGGAGAACCUCAUCUGCUACCGCCAGCGAUCGGGAGUCGCACCCGAGUCAAUGCUGACCCCUGUAUCACGCCCCAGCCCAGUCCGCACCAACACAUUGUCACGAACAUCGACGACGGCCUCAUUCGCGUCCGCCACCGACGGCGACACGACCUGGCGCAUUCCGAAGCUGGUGACGGUUGGCACAAUGGUCGGGACGCUGGAGGACGUGAUGCACGGAUUGCUCGCUACGGACGCGACCUCGACCUUCAUUCGGGCCUCGUACACCAACGAGGAGCUGCUGGACGCUGAGCUGCUUCACCGCAUCAAGUCGCCCACGCCCGAGAGGCCGUUCCAGUUCUGCGGCAUCAAGUGGCACGUGCUGGAGCUGACCAAGAUCACCUCUAAGCGCGACUUUGUGUUUGUCGAGGCAUCCGGAGUCCUCGACCGCCCCAACGGCGAGCGCUUGGGUUACCACAUCAUGCACUCCGUUGACCUUCCUGGUCUCGGCGAACUGCCGGAGCAGUACCAAGUGCAGCGAGGUCGCAUCGUAUCUUGCCACCUCUUCCGGCAGCUCCAGAACAACACGGUUGAUGUGUACAUGAAAGGCCUGGUGGACCCGAGCGGCCACAUGCCUGCGGCCGUGGCCGUUGCGUCUACAGUUGGUGCGCUACUGAAGCUCGGCCAAGCCGUCGAGUGCUCGCACAGUAAGAAGCUCGAGUACUUGCUG
Phytophthora sojae is the source of this 888-nucleotide messenger RNA. RefSeq lists its product as hypothetical. Lineage: Eukaryota; Oomycota; Peronosporomycetes; Peronosporales; Peronosporaceae. The transcript has a single exon. The record is from RefSeq and is a predicted model, not a curated record. The annotation marks the transcript as partial.